GAAAGAGAAGAUGGCUGAUAAGUGUCACUUGUGUCUGCUGGGACUGAUCUUUCUCUCUUCACUUCUCACAGGACUCAGUGGAGCGGAUGAUGCUCAUGUGUUCAUCAGUUCUGGUGAAGAUGUCCAUCUGCCCUGUAAUAAUGCUCUUCAUGACUGUAAAUCAACUACAUGGAUCUAUAACAGAUUCAGAGAUUCAUCAACAGUUGAACUGAUCACUGGAGGGAGAAAGAAGACAGACACCGAGAGACAUGAGAGACUGAGUCUGGGGUCUGACUGCUCUCUGAACAUCAAGAGAGUCACAAAAGAAGAUUGUGGAUCUUACUUCUGCAGACAAUAUGUGAAUAAUCAACAAGGAACUGAUGCUCGUGUUUAUCUGCAUGUUCUUCAUGUCUCUUCAUCUGAGAUCAGUGCAGGUCUCUCUGUGACUCUCUUCUGUCAGUUGUAUUCAUCAUAUCCUCGAGUCUCUUGUGAUGAUUUGAUCCGUUCUGAGAGAAUUGAUCUGUUCUGGGUGAAUCAGGCUGGUGUUAAACUGACGAGAUCAGACUCCAGAUAUCAGAUAUCAUUCUCAUCAGAUCACUGUAUCAGCUCUCUGACUACAACACUCCUGAAUGAAGAUCACAACAGAGAGUGGAGAUGUGCAGUUACUCAGAGAAAUCAACUCAAGACCUCAGUGACAUACACUGUCAAGAUCUCAGAUCAAGCUGAUUCAACGACAGCAGUCACAAACUCUCAGCAUCGCUCAACUACAAACACAGAUGACACUGAAGAUCAAGUUGGUUCAACUCAUUCAGCAUUGAUUCCAGUCCACAGCACAAACUCUCAGCAUCGCUCAACUACAAACAGACACCAAACUGAAGAUCAAGCUGAUUCAACGACAGCAGUCACAAACUCUCAGCAUCGCUCAACUACAAACACAGAUGAAGCUGAAGAUCAAACUGAAAGAGUAACAUCAGUGACUCCAGCAGGAACGUCUACACAAGGGUUUGGGUAG
Messenger RNA from Carassius carassius (crucian carp), 991 nucleotides. RefSeq lists its product as uncharacterized. Gene Ontology annotation, biological process: interleukin-15-mediated signaling pathway; T cell activation; positive regulation of ERK1 and ERK2 cascade. Gene Ontology annotation, cellular component: external side of plasma membrane; membrane raft. Gene Ontology annotation, molecular function: MHC class II protein binding; protein tyrosine kinase binding. NCBI's taxonomy places the organism in Eukaryota, Metazoa, Chordata, Actinopteri, Cypriniformes, Cyprinidae. The coding region runs from base 11 to 991 and encodes 326 amino acids. The transcript has 8 exons. The record is from RefSeq and is a predicted model, not a curated record.